AUCCCAACUACUACUACUACUCACUAGCGGUAGCUCACAAUGGCAGGCACAAAGCUAGUAUCACUGGGGCUCAUUGUUCUCAUGAGCAUGGGGUUAGCAAAUGCUGUGAGGGUGGCUAGAUUCUCUACUGCUGAUGGGAGUGGACAAGGAGGGGGAGGGGGUGGCGGUUACGUGAAUGGUGCGGGAUCAGGGGUCGGGUCUGGCACCGGAGUAGGUGACAGUAGUCCGGAGGGUGUCCAUGCAAGUGCUGGAGGGGGUGGCGCAGGCGGUGGAACUAGCCAGUAUGGUGGAUCUGCAUAUGGUGUAGGGUUAGGGUCAGGUUCGGCGAGUAGCACGUACAGUGGUAGUGAUGGAGGGUCUUCCAGUGCUGGUGGUGCUGGCGGGGGCGGUGGCGGCGGAAAAGCUGGAGGUUCUUGGGACUCCAGCGCUCAAGGGUCUGGUAGUGGCGUCGGUUCUGGUUCUGCCUAUUCUAACAGGUAUCCGUACGGGCCAAGAUAUGCAGGUGCAACUGCUAAUGGCAACGGUGGCGGCACGGGGAACAGCCAGAAUGGCGGUGCUGGCGGCGGUAAAGGUUCUGGAUCUGGGUUCGGCGAUGCCAUUCCCUGAUUUCUGUAUCGAGUGAAUCUAAAGCUGGAGCCCAUCGCCCUUUCUUGUUUUGGAGUCACAGGAUUACUGUUUUUGUUUUGUUUUUUUUCUUUUCUAGCUGUGUUGUGCUUUUGUUAGAAUUUGAAUUAAUAAAGGGCCCGGCUGUUCAAGUAACAGUAGCAGUCUAGUGUAAGCCUGUAAAGGUGCAGCUUAUGCGAAGAUGUAAGCCUGCCAGUUUAUGAAAGAAAUCAUACUCCUUUGUCAUUUGGUCACUAUAUAUAUCUGAAGAUUUUUUUUAG
Messenger RNA from Zea mays, 884 nucleotides. RefSeq names its product glycine-rich cell wall structural protein 2. Bases 40 to 606 code for a protein of 188 amino acids. NCBI's taxonomy places the organism in Eukaryota, Viridiplantae, Streptophyta, Magnoliopsida, Poales, Poaceae. The transcript has a single exon. The record is from RefSeq and is marked validated.